This is a messenger RNA of Thyridium curvatum, 1068 nucleotides long. RefSeq lists its product as uncharacterized. The record is from RefSeq and is a predicted model, not a curated record. Bases 1 to 1068 code for a protein of 355 amino acids. Lineage: Eukaryota; Fungi; Ascomycota; Sordariomycetes; Thyridiales; Thyridiaceae. The transcript has 2 exons.
AUGGCCUCCCAAGAGUCCAAGCUUGCCGGCACCCGUAGAGCGGCCAAAGCAGGCAGCUGGUACACUGCCAAUCCCGACAUCCUCUCCAAGCAGCUCGAGAAGUGGCUCGACGACGUCCCUAAUAAGAUCAACGGCAGCAGUCUGCCCAUUCCGGGCGCCCGUGUGAUCAUUGCACCACAUGCUGGCUACUCCUACUCGGGUCCUUGCGCUGCCUGGGCCUACAAAGCUCUCGACUUGAGCAAGGCCGAGCGCAUCUUUGUUCUUGGGCCUUCUCACACCUACGGCUUGUCGGGGUGCGCUCUCACCACGUUUGCCCAUUGGGCCACGCCACUCGGUGAUCUCGUCGUCGACCAAGACGUCAUGGACGAGCUGCGGGCCACUGGUCGCUUCGCCGACAUACCUCGUUUCAAUGACACGGAGGAGCACAGUCUCGAGAUGCACAUGCCCUACAUCUACAAGCGCCUGGAGCAGACAUGGAGAGACAGCCGACCCUGGCCGACCAUCGUGCCCAUGGUGGUCGGGGAUGGCAGCCCCUCUGCAGAGAAGCGUGUCGGCCGCCUGCUCGCGCCGUACCUGCGGGACCCGGCAAAUGCCUUUGUCAUUUCGAGCGAUUUUUGCCACUGGGGCAGCGACAACUUUGGCUACUCCACGUACUGCACCAGCCCGGAGCUUGAAGACCUGCAGAAGCUGUCGAAAUAUGGGCCGGCCCCUACGGACCCGCCGAUCCAUGAGGCAAUCAGGUAUCUUGACGAGGCGGCCAUGGCGAGCAUCGAGACGGGCAUCUACGACAGGUUCAGAGCCAAUAUAGACCUUACUGAGAACACGGUCUGCGGCCGGCACCCAAUUGGCGUCAUGAUGGCCGCUUUGGAGGAGCUUGCAUCCAAGCCCAAGUGGGGGAAGGCGGCUGCUGUGGCCACGGACGCAGAAGAGGCAGAGAGCAACGAGGUCAAGCCUCCGGAAAUGAAAGGGACGGGCAAGUUCGCGUUUGUUCAAUAUCGUAGGAGCAGCCUGGUGAAUGAUGUGAAUAAGACGAGCGUCAGCUAUGCAUCUGCAUAUGCUAUCGUCUGA